Messenger RNA from Chroicocephalus ridibundus (black-headed gull), 756 nucleotides. RefSeq lists its product as uncharacterized. The record is from RefSeq and is a predicted model, not a curated record. Lineage: Eukaryota; Metazoa; Chordata; Aves; Charadriiformes; Laridae. Gene Ontology annotation, cellular component: intermediate filament. Gene Ontology annotation, molecular function: structural constituent of cytoskeleton.
AUGACGUACACUGUGUGGCUAUUAUCUGCCGAGGCGCGAGGUUACGAAAUGCCAAAGGAAAGGCACUCCUCUCGGACACUGCCUGCUCAGCACGAUGCAUCACUCGCCAGUCCAACGGAGCCGGUCUCCAUGCGCCUGCGGGCCCUGGCCAUGGACCUGUGCAAGCCUGGGGGAGAAAGACCCCUCGUGCUCUUCCCGGAGAAGGACAGCCCCAUCUUCCUCAGCAGCAGGGAGUGCCGCCUCUGCAGAUUGGCCCAGGUGGUGCUGAGCAAUGGCGGGGCCACUAUAAAAGCUCUCCCUCUGCCACGCUCUCCCAACCACUGCUCUGGCUGCCUUCUCCUCGAGGAACAAUCUCUGCCCUCUUGCAGAGCACCAUCUCAUCCCACAAAGAUGUCUUGCUACGACCUGUGCCCACCAAAAACCAGCGUCGCCGUCCCUCAGCCCAUCGCUGAGAGCUGCAACGAGCUGUGCGCCCGCCAGUGCCCCGACUCCUCGGCCUUCAUCCAGCCGCCCCCGGUCGUGGUCACCUUCCCCGGCCCCAUCCUCAGCUCCUUCCCCCAGCAAGCCGUGGUGGGCUCCUCCGGAGCACCCGCCUUUGGGGGCUCCCUGGGGCUGGGGGGCCUCUACGGUGCCGGGGCCACCCAGGGCUCGGGAGGCCUCUGCACCUUUGGCAGACCCUACGCUGCUCCUGCCUGCAGCCCUUGCGUCUUGCCCCGCUACACCAAGAAGCUCUGGGACACCUGUGGGCCCUGCUAG